CCUGAGAUUCCCAUUUAGUUCUUUGGUGUUGAAAUUUUCGUUCUGGGUCUUGUUCACUUCUGUUAUUUGCUUGUAAUUUAUCGAAAUGGCGCUUGAGUCUUCCAUUCUGACUUUGCCUAGGUACAAUUCUUGCUCGAAAUCAUGGAGUUUCAUGUGUUGCAAUAGGCAAACAAAAUUUCCCAUGAAGGUUUUGCUGCAAAAUAAUCGAUACCCAUUUCAAUUGCGGUCGAACUGCAUUGGUAAUAGUGGUUUUAGGAGCUUCUUAGGUCCAAGAUGUGAAGGAGUUGACGUGUUGGUUAAUAGAGCUCGUUUGCAAGCUCUAGCUGAGGAUAAUGAGAGUUCGGGCAGUGCAGAUGUUGUUUCGGGUUCAAAGUUUGAUUUUGUUAAGGAAUUGGUAAAGUGCGGAAUUGUUUUGGCAGCCAUGGUUUGUGGGGUUUUAAUUUAUGGGUGCAGAAGAGCUUUUGCGGUGGAGGGUGUGGUGAAUGCAGGCUAUGGGGUUAUUGGGCAGAGCAUAUUGUUGCUCAGGAAUGCCUGGCCGAAGACAUUGCAGGUUCUUCAGCUCUUCAAAGAGCAGGGUUUGAUUUUGGCUUUGCUUUUGGGACUCUCAGCGUUUUUCUCAAUGGCGGAGACUUCAAUUACCACACUGUGGCCCUGGAAGGUGCGUGAGUUGGCUGAGAAAGAGUCUGAAGAUGGUGUCUUCAAAUUGCUUCGCAACGAUGUUACUCGGUUCUUAACAACCAUACUUAUUGGAACAACAAUUUCCUUAUGUACUCAGUGUUGUCAAUAUUGGAGCAACUGCUUUAGUUACAGAUGCUGCAACAGCAAUAUUUGGUGAAGCUGGUGUUAGCGCAGCAACAGGAGUAAUGACUGUAUGUUUCAUUUUCCUUGCUUGAUCAAUUAAUAAGCAUAGAUAUGGAGGUACAGAGUUUGAUAUAGGGAUAAGUAUUUUGGACAUUCAAAC
Prunus avium (sweet cherry) is the source of this 961-nucleotide messenger RNA. The record is from RefSeq and is a predicted model, not a curated record. Lineage: Eukaryota; Viridiplantae; Streptophyta; Magnoliopsida; Rosales; Rosaceae.